Panicum virgatum (switchgrass) is the source of this 3925-nucleotide messenger RNA. RefSeq names its product FT-interacting protein 7-like. The record is from RefSeq and is a predicted model, not a curated record. Lineage: Eukaryota; Viridiplantae; Streptophyta; Magnoliopsida; Poales; Poaceae. Bases 286 to 3336 code for a protein of 1016 amino acids. The transcript is spliced from 2 exons.
GGAAGGGUAGCUACCUCUGACCAGCAACAACAAGGAUAGGAUCGGAAUCGGACGGACGAGCGCCGACCGACCGGCUGACCGCACAGCGCACCGCCGAGAGGCGAGGCGGGAGAGCCAAAGACCAAACCAACUUGUGCAAGUCCAGGCUAGAGUCGUGCGUGCAGUGGACGCUCCUCCCUUCUUCCUCCCGAAAAAGCUCCCACCAUGACGGUUGAUUGAAGGAAUUGGCCUCCUCGCUCGCUCGCUCUAACCGCCCCUCCACCGCACCAACAAACUAAGAUAAUCAUGAAGCUGGCCGUCGAGAUCUCCGACGCCGCCGACCUCGCCCCCAAGGACGGCGCCGCCUCCUGCAACCCCUACGUCGAGGUCGACUUCGACGACCAGCGCCAGCGCACCGCCACCAAGCCCGCCGACCGCAACCCCUACUGGAACCAGACGCUCGUCUUCGACGUCCGCGACCCCGCCAGGUUCCCCUCCCUCGCCAUCGAUGUCUCCGUCCUCCACGACCGCCGCCACCAGGACCACAACGCCCUCCGCCCGCACACCUUCCUCGGCCGCGUCCGCAUAAACGCCGCCUCCGUCGCGCAAUCCUCCCAGGAGGCGGUCCUCCAGAGGUACCCGCUCGAGAAGCGGGGGCUCUUCUCGCGCGUCUCAGGAGACAUCGCGCUCAGGAUCUACCUACUCACCAGCAGCCAAAAUGGAGACAACUCCAACAAUGCUGCUGCUGCUUCCAUGGACGACCAGCAGCAGGAGCCCGAAAGGAUCGUCAGCUCCGCCUUCGCACCACCAGAGGGGAAGAGCGGCAGCAGCAGCCACGACCACGACGACCAGGAGGAGCCGCGACCGCGCAUCUUCCGCUCCGUGCCUGCGGCAGCAGGAGGAGGCGACCAGCACCAGCAGCCGCGCCGCGCCUCUCUCCACGCCGUCGCCGCGCCUCCCCCGCCGCCCGGCCAGACGGUCGUCAUGCCGCGCCCCGCCGCCCCGCCCGGCCCCCCGCCCGGCGGCGCCUACGGCCUGGUCGAGACCAAGCCGCCGCUGCCGGCCAAGAUGGGCCCGCGCGCCGCCGCCGCCGCCGCCGCCAAGAUCGCCUCCACCUACGACAUGGUGGAGCCGAUGACGUACCUGUAUGUGAGCGUGAUCAAGGCGCGCGACCUGCCGACCAUGGACGUGACCGGCGCGCUCGACCCCUUCGUGGAGGUGAAGCUCGGCAACUUCAAGGGCGUGACCAGGCACCUGGAGAAGAACCCCAACCCGGUGUGGCGGCAGACCUUCGCCUUCUCCAGCGAGCACCUGCAGGCCAACCAGCUGGAGGUGGUGGUCAAGGACAAGGACAUGAUCAAGGACGACUUCGUGGGCCGCGUGCUCUUCGACAUGACCGACGUCCCCGCGCGCGUGCCGCCCGACAGCCCGCUGGCGCCCCAGUGGUACCGCCUGGCCGACCGCUCCGGCGAGAAGCUGCGGCACGGGGAGAUCAUGCUGGCCGUGUGGAAGGGCACGCAGGCGGACGAGGCGUUCCCGGAGGCCUGGCACUCGGACGCGCACUCGCUGCCCCUGGAGGGCCUGGCCAGCACGCGCUCCAAGGUGUACUACUCGCCCAAGCUGGCCUACCUCAAGGUGGUGGCGAUCGCGGCGCAGGACGUGGUCCCCGCGGACAAGGGGCGGCCGCUGGCCCCCACCAUCGCCAAGAUCCAGCUGGGCGGGCAGGUCCGGCGGACGCGGCCGCAGGGGUCGGCGAACCCGGCGUGGAACGAGGAGUUCAUGUUCGUGGCGGCGGAGCCGUUCGACGAGCCGCUGGUGGUGACGGUGGAGGAGCGCGUGGCGGCGGGGCGGGACGAGCCGGUGGGGCGCGUGAUCGUGCCGGUGGCGGCGCCGUACGUGCCCCGGAACGACCUGGCCAAGGCGGUGGACUCCAAGUGGUUCAACCUGUCGCGGGCGCUGACGGCGGACGAGGCGGCGGCGGGGAAGAAGGACUCGAAGCACUUCUCGAGCAAGAUCCACCUGCGGCUGAGCCUGGAGACGGCGUACCACGUGCUGGACGAGUCGACGCACUACGCGAGCGACCUGCAGCCGUCGGCCAAGAAGCUGCGCAAGGGUGGCAUCGGCAUCCUGGAGCUGGGCGUGCUGAGCGCGCGCAACCUGGUGCCCAGCAAGGCCAAGGAGGGGCGGCUGGCGGACCCCUACUGCGUGGCCAAGUACGGCGCCAAGUGGGUGCGCACGCGCACGGCGCUCAACACGCUGGCGCCGCGGUGGAACGAGCAGUACACCUGGGAGGUGUUCGACCCGUGCACGGUGCUCACGGUGGCGGUCUUCGACAACAGCGCCGUCCUGCCGCCUGGUGGCGGCGGAGAGAAGGCCGACCAGCGGGUCGGCAAGGUGCGCGUCCGUCUCUCGACGCUGGAGAUCGACCGCGUCUACACCCACUUGUACCCGCUCAUGGCGCUCUCCCCGUCGGGGCUGAAGAAGACCGGCGAGCUCCACCUGGCGGUGCGCUUCACCUGCACGGCGUGGGCCAACAUGCUGGGCAUGUACGGGCGGCCGCUGCUGCCCAAGAUGCACUACACCCACCCCAUCUCCGUGCUGCAGCUGGACUACCUGCGCUUCCAGGCGAUGCAGAUGGUGGCGGCGCGGCUGGGGCGCGCCGAGCCGCCGCUGCGGCGCGAGGUGGUGGAGUACAUGCUGGACGUGGAUUCGCACAUGUUCAGCCUGCGCCGGAGCAAGGCCAACUUCUACCGCGUCACCUCGCUCUUCUCCGGCGCGGUGGCGGUGGCGAGGUGGAUGGACGGCAUCUGCAAGUGGAAGAACCCGCUGACGACGGUGCUGGUGCACGUGCUGUUCCUCAUCCUGGUGUGCUACCCGGAGCUGAUCCUGCCCACCGUCUUCCUCUACCUCUUCAUGAUCGGCGCCUGGAACUACCGGCGGCGGCCGCGGAAGCCGCCGCACAUGGACACGGUGCUGUCGCACGCGGAGCUGGCGCACCCGGACGAGCUGGACGAGGAGUUCGACACCUUCCCCACCAGCAAGCCGGGGGACGUGGUGCGGAUGCGCUACGACCGCCUGCGCAGCGUGGCGGGGCGCGUGCAGACGGUGGUGGGGGACCUGGCCACGCAGGGCGAGCGGGCGCAGUCGCUGCUGAGCUGGCGGGACCCGAGGGCCACGGCCAUCUUCGUCGUGCUCUCGCUGCUCGCGGCGGUGGUGCUCUACGUCACGCCGUUCCAGGUGGUGGCCGUCGUGGCGGGGCUCUACCUGCUGCGCCACCCGCGGUUCCGGAGCAAGCAGCCGUCGGUGCCCUUCAACUUCUACAAGAGGCUGCCGGCAAAGACAGACAUGCUGCUCUAGCCUCUAGUAAAAUAACUUAACCACCAUCUACCAGGCAUUCUAUUCAUCAGACUGCAUGUUGCAGCAAAAUAAUGAAGCAAGCACUGUAUUUAUUUUGUCCGUCCGUGCUUCGCAUUCUUUCUUUCUUAGAAUAACUAACUGUGUGAGAUCAGAAUCAGAUCAGCAUGGAAGCUUCGACAUAGCAGCUGCAGCAGCCAUCAAUCAUGCAUGUAUGUACUCUAGAUAUUACCAGCAGCUGCAGCAGCAGAUGAAAGCCGCCACCCUGUUUGCUGUGCUGGUGCUGGAGGCGGCUGCUGGAGUGGUGUGAGAGAAAAACACUGCUGGCUAGUUGGUGGCUGGAGGCUGCUGCUGGAGUGGUAUGAGAGAAAAACACUAUUGGCUGGUGUUAGAGCAGAACAGCAGAACAGGGUGAAGAGCCACUAGCUACCACUAGUGGUACUGGUAGGUAGUUGAGGCAUUCUUUUCAACCUAUCAUGCUGCAUGCAUGAUGGGAUGAUGAGUGGGGCUAUACUUUUAUAAAGAUGAGGAGAGAUAUCCAUGGAAGAAUAAAGUUGUGCACGGAACGAAGGUGCACUCACUACUGACUGCA